GACACGUCACAGUUACGUCACGGUCACGUGGGCAGCGCCCUUCCCAGAGUUCUUUGCUCCGCGCAUGCGCGCUGUCCUUUUCUCGCCCAGGUGUGGAUCGACUAGCAUCAACCAAUCUCAUCAUGCAGCUGUUCCUCCGCGCUCAGACUCUUCACACGCUCCAGGUGACCGGCCAGGAGAGCGUCCUUGACCUGAAGGCUCGCGUCCAGGCUCUGGAAGGGCUGUCUGUGGAGGACCAGGUUCUUCUUCUGUCCGGAGCUCCUCUGGAGGAUCAUGUGUCUCUGCUGGACAGCGGCGUCUCGGAGCACUGCACCAUCGAGCUGACCGCCAGACUUCUGGGAGGUAAAGUCCACGGAUCUCUGGCUCGUGCCGGUAAAGUACGAGGACAGACACCUAAAGUGGACAAGCAGGAGAAGAAGAAGAAGAAGACGGGCCGCGCCAAGCGUCGGAUCCAGUACAACCGGCGCUUCGUGAACGUGGUCCCGACCUUCGGCAAGAAGAAGGGCCCGAACGCCAACUCCUAAAGAACUGAGAAGAAACUCCGAGAGAGAGAAAUAAACAUGAAAUAAAGA
Messenger RNA from Puntigrus tetrazona (Sumatra barb), 572 nucleotides. RefSeq names its product FAU ubiquitin like and ribosomal protein S30 fusion a (gene faua). Gene Ontology annotation, molecular function: structural constituent of ribosome; protein binding. The coding region runs from base 123 to 524 and encodes 133 amino acids. The record is from RefSeq and is a predicted model, not a curated record. Gene Ontology annotation, biological process: translation. The transcript is spliced from 5 exons. NCBI's taxonomy places the organism in Eukaryota, Metazoa, Chordata, Actinopteri, Cypriniformes, Cyprinidae. Gene Ontology annotation, cellular component: ribosome; cytosolic small ribosomal subunit.